Molecule: messenger RNA, 786 nt
Organism: Labrus bergylta (ballan wrasse)
Lineage: Eukaryota; Metazoa; Chordata; Actinopteri; Labriformes; Labridae
Gene: cldn10l2
Product: claudin 10-like 2
Biological process (GO): bicellular tight junction assembly; cell adhesion
Cellular component (GO): plasma membrane; bicellular tight junction
Molecular function (GO): structural molecule activity
Source: RefSeq, a predicted model, not a curated record
AUGAGGAAACGAUUGAUCCAAAUAUUUGGAUUUCUGGUUUCAUCUCUGGGAUGGCUGUUUGUGCUGUGCACCAUGGCCAUGGAUUUUUGGAGGAUCACACAAAGAGGAGGACAAGGAGGCUCCUUCAUCAUUAAAGUGGCCUGGUACUGGUCCAACCUGUGGAAAGACUGUUUCACUGAUUCCACAGCUGUGACAAACUGUAGAGACUUCCCUGUUCUCUGGAGCGUCACCGCUUAUGUACAAGGAGUGCGAGGAUUGCUAAUGUGCGGGUUAACUCUUGGAUUCUUUGGUGUGGUCCUUUGCUUCAUUGGGAUGGACUGUACUUACAUUGGUGGAGCUGAUCAAACCAAGGACAAGCUGCUUUUUGCAGGAGCAGUGUUUCAUGUUGCUGGAGGUGUGUCAGAUAUUUCUGCCUACUGCUUAUACAUCAACAGGAUCGCCAGAACAACCUUUGCUGCCAAUGUAGGGCCAGGAAUCUUACGGUAUGACCUAGGAACUCCAAUAUUUCUAGGAUUGGUGGGUUGUUUUCUUAUCAUUUUAGGUGCAGUGUUUUAUGCUGUGACAGUCUUCAGAGUAAUCUGCCCUAAAAGUCAAGUGGUAUAUGCCUACGGAGGGGGCACAUACAUGGACCCUCGCUCCAGAGGAAGAACCCUCUAUAGUGGAUACUACAAACCCUCAGGGCAGUAUGCAGCUUACAUGGGCUCAGGAAGAAGCAGCAGCUCCAAGAUCUCGAGGCUCUCUCAGACAACACCAACACGGGUCUCAGAGAGAGAUGCAUUUGUGUAG